GACGCAACCAUCCAUAAAACAGUGCUGACGUCUGUCUCAACUCACCACCAUUGCCUGACCGACUCAUCAUGGCAGCGAAGGAAGAACAGACUACCAUCGAGGUCGUGGACCUCGACGCCAAGGGCGAGCAGAGCGAGUCGGCGCACAUCGAGGCGCUCGCGGCCAACGAGCUCGACAAGGACGAGGAGAAGCAUCUCGUGUGGAAGCUCGACCGGCACAUUGCGCCAGUCGCAAUGGGCUUGUAUCUCAUCGCGUUCCUUGACCGCGCCAACAUCGGCAAUGCCGCCGUGGGAGGAAUGACAGAGGACUUGAACUUUCCAGCCAACGGCUUGAGUGUCGCCACGUCCAUCUUCUACGUUACCUAUGUCAUCUUCGAAACGCCAGCUACCAUCCUCCUCCGCAGCCUCAAGCCCAAGCGUUUGAUCCCCGCAGUCGUCAUUAUCUGGGGCGGUAUCUCUCUUGCCAACGGCUUCUGCAGGAACUACGCGCAGGUGCUCGCUUGCCGUCUCCUGCUGGGAAUGUGCGAGGCCGCCCUCUCCCCGUGCCUCGUGCUCUACAUGACAACAUUUUACCGGCGCGAAGAGCUCGCCCUUCGGCUCUGCUACCUAUACAUGUCAUCGGCGAUUUCCGGCGUCCUUGGUGGCCUCAUCGCCGCUGGCUUCCUCAAGAUGGACGGCCUGCAGGGCCUGCGCGGCUGGCAGUGGCUGUACAUCAUUGAGGGCGCGCUCACGAUCCUCGUCGGAAUCGUCGUUUUCUUCUGUAUCGCCAACACGUACCAGAGCGCGCGGUAUCUCAACGAGCGCGAAAAGUGGAUGAUGAGCGUGCGGCAGGCGCAAGAGGCUGCAUUCAACCACGACGACGGGUUCAGCUGGGCGGAGAUCCGCAAAGCGUUCACCGACCCGGUUAUCUGGCUCUCGGGGUUCGUACAGCUGGGCCUCGACGUCUGCCUCUACGGCUACAGCACGUUCCUCGUGGUCAUCAUCAACCAGUUCGGCUUCGACCGCAUCGCCUCGCAGGGCAUCACCGCACCCGUCUACUUCUUCUGUGCCCUCACUUACCUCGUCGGCGCCCUCAUCUCGAUGCGCUACAGUGUACGCUACUUCGUGCUACUGCCACUCGCAAUCGUCACGGCUGUCGGCUACGCCGUCCUCAUCGGCUACCCGCCGACAGUCGGCGGCCAGCUCGUCGGUUGCUUCCUCGCCGGCGCUGGCAUCUACAUCUGCGUGGGGUUGCACGUCACCUGGCUCGGACAGAACGUCGCGGGCUUCCGCAAGCGCUCCGUCUCCGUCGGCUUGCAGCAAACGGUGGGAAACACCGGCGGUGUUGUUGCCGGCCAGAUCUACCGCUCGGUCGACAAGCCGCGGUAUCUCAUCGGGCACGGUGUGUCGCUCGCUUUCUGGGUGCUGGCCAUUGCGGGGAUGACCGCGGAAUACUUUAUUUGGCGGAGCAGGAAUGCGGCGCGCGACAGGAUGACCGCUGAGGAGAAGGACGAGGUCGACGUCGCGGGCAUCACGGGCGACCACCACUACUCGUUCCGCUACGCGCUCUGAGGAUGUGGAACUGGUGGCAGAGGCAGGGGGUUGGAGUUGCCAAAAGGUGUUGCGUUUGUAGAUCAACUGAGCAAGGACAAAGGGGCAAUAAGUAAGGACGUUGUUCAUGCAAAGAAUUCUUGUCAAUGUUUAUCC
This is a messenger RNA of Cutaneotrichosporon oleaginosum, 1685 nucleotides long. RefSeq lists its product as uncharacterized. Gene Ontology annotation, cellular component: membrane. Gene Ontology annotation, molecular function: transmembrane transporter activity. Gene Ontology annotation, biological process: transmembrane transport. Lineage: Eukaryota; Fungi; Basidiomycota; Tremellomycetes; Trichosporonales; Trichosporonaceae. The record is from RefSeq and is a predicted model, not a curated record.